AACACACUGCCCGUGUUCAGAUAGAGGGGUGUUGUAGUUUUUCGUUAAAAAGGGCUUCUGCCGUGAUUGGCACAGGAAUCGUGGGUUACACCAUGUUUCUUGCGGAAUCGCUAUCAAGAGAUUUCGGAAGCAUAAUUUUUGAAAACUGGGGCUGCUAGUGAUCAUCUGUCCGGGCGCCCCAACAAAUAUUGUUAAAAAUAAUAUCAGAUCUGAACGUCUGUUCUGCCUUCUCGUCACAGAUGUGUGAUCUGGGUACAUGUGAAGUUUGUGUUCACCGUAAUAUCACUGUGUCCUUAACUUUUAGAAUAAUUGCUGAAAUUCCAACCAAGCGGCAGCAUGUCAUGUACCCACCGACACAAGUUAAACCCCUGAUCGGGAUACUUGAAUGAAACAAACGAAUUGUGUAGAGAUGUACAGUCCCUCCGCCCUCGUCAGUAACAGAAACGACGUGUUGAAUCCAGUGAAUCCAGCGAGUCGUGGUUGAUUUUUGCCGGUUCUUGUUCACAGGAGUGAAAAUAAGUCGAGCGCUGCUCAGCAGGAAGUCAGAGCUACAUCAGCGCAGUGCGCAUGCGCCGCGGCUCUCCACAUUCUAGGGAUGCGUUUCUCUUCAUAAAACGAUGAGCAAACCCCUGGAUAGCUGUUCUGUGAAAGCGGCCCCCCUCUCAAGUCUACUGUGAGCGUGAAUGGCGACCACCAAUGAGGUCACGGUGUCUAUGGGGGAGGUGGUAGUGGUGAAGGCAGAUGGAGAGGGUGACCUCGAUGACCCGAAUAAGACUCAGGUCAUCCUCCAGCUCCAACCCAUCAACGCUGGAGAUGAAUCUGCAGAGACAGAUGCAGCUGUCAUGGCUGUCGAAGCACAUCCAGAACAAACGGAGGGAGAUGAUGUAGAAAUCGGCUGUCCCAUAACUUGUGGCGACUGCAAAGCUUUGUUGCUCGUGAAGAAAUUUGUGUGUCCGGGAAUCAACGUCAAAUGUGUGAAGUACGAAGACCAGCUGAUCAGCCCCAAGCAGUUUGUGCACAUCUCUGGAAAAGCCACUCUGAAAGACUGGAAGAGAGCCAUCAGGAUGGGUGGAGUCAUGCUCAGAAAAAUGAUGGACUCAGGACAGCUCGACUUCUACCAGCACAGCACACUGUGCACCAACACGUGCCGCAGCACCAAGUUUGACCUUCUCAUCAACAACACGCGCUUCCCUCCGGAUGGCAGCGGACUUAUCACGCCCACGUCCUCUCAAGCUCAGGUGGUUCUGGGUAAUGGCGCGGCAGUGGGCGAGGACAGACCAGAAGCUCUGAGCGGGAAGUUGGACUGGAGCUCGGCCUCACUGGAGUCCGCGGACAAGAAGGAAUCCAACGAGAUCUCGGAGGACACGCUGAACUUCUGGAAGGGGAUUGCCGAUGUGGGUUUGCUGGGUGAAGUGGUGACCAACAUCAGCAGUGAGCUGCUUGAGAUGCUGAACGGCGUGCAGCAGCUCCGGGAUCUGGCUGCCUUACAGGACACAGAUUCCUGUCUGGUAGAGGUGGCGGUGCUCAGUAACCUUGCCCAAGUGUUUGGCCUGCUCGACUCGGUCCAGAGGAUCCUGGAGAGGAGGCGGCAGCAGACGGAUCCCGACCAGGAGCAGAUCCUCAACACGCUCAGCAACCUGGAGGUGCAGCUGGAGGAACAGAGGAAGCAGCAGCAUGUGCGAGCGCUUCUCUCCUGCCCGCAGCCCGCCAAGAACAAAACUCCCACCAAGCGCCCGACCAAGCGGCCUCGUCUGCAGAGGCCCGCCUCCACCACCACCCUCCUGACCUCCCCCGUCAGCCAGCAGGCCACCCUGCAGCCCCAGCAGUUCACCGUUCUCUCACCCCUCUCGCUGUCUUCCAUGGGUCAGCCGUUCACCGUGGCCGGCCUACCCAUCGCCUCCCUCGGCCAGUCCUCCAACACGGUCACGCUGCUUCCCGCUGGCUCGCAGCUCUUCACCCGCUACAUGGUGACCGGGGACGGGAAGGCGGACACCAUCACCUUGCACCCGUCCUCAGGCCUAACUUUGGUGGGCACCACCGCUGUGCAGGACUCCGGCCAGCUGGGCACGAUGAUGAGCCCCUUGGAGCUGGUGCACCUGAGCCAGCAGAGCAGCAGUGCAGAGGUGGUCCCCUUAGAAGGCCAGGUGGUGGACGGCACCAUGCUGGUGCAGCAGGAGAUGAUGCAAGGCGAGGUGGACACCGGCCAGGAGCACACGGUCAUCGAGAUCAACCCGGCUCCGGUGGAGCAGUCGGCGGGGGUGAUGGAGCUGCAGCUGACGGAGGAGUCGUCAGGCAGAGACGUGGCCGACAUGGUCGUCCAGAGCGGGGUGGCGUUGACGAUGGCGGCCGAAGGGGAGGAGACGCAGUGCCAAAUUCAGGAGGCGCAGACUGAAGGGGUUCAGGGGCUGCAGCUGGAUGCCAGCGGACAGUUAUCAAGUGUACAGAUAGUGGUGAUAGAAGAAAACACUCAGGAAGAAAACAAGGUGAAAUGAGACACACCUCCUCUUUUAUCCAGCCAAGCAGGUAUGAAUUCGGACUGAGUGAUCAGAGACUCGUGAAAGUGUAAAUACACCGAAUUUCCAAAUCCACAGAUUGACUUUGCCUCAGACCAAGCACGAGGGUUGUCAUUUUCACUUUUUUUGGCGUGCGUGUGUGCGUGUGUGUGUGUAUGCGUGUGUGUAUGUACAUGCUCCUCUCAACUUUUUGUUAAUUUUUAUGGAAAGAAAGAGUCUUCACUACAAAGAUCAAUAUGCUCCUGAGUGUUGGUUAUUUAAAGGAUAGUUCCAGUUCAUCAUGGCUGGAUUCUUGUUUUUCUAGUUCUGGCCAUCGUUUCUGUCUGCAAUGUAUUAACUCUGUACUUACCAAUCAAGUGCUGACAUCCGGCAACGUAGACAUCGCUUAGCAGAGGUCAGCAGAGUCCAAAGAGUCGGAGAGAGGUUGCAAACACACCUGCAGGCGAACCAAACUUACUCGAAGGAGGAAACGAUGGGAAACUAGAAAAUUGAGCUGUCUACUGUAAACAGACAGACAUGGCGGUUCAGGUCCAGCCUGCUAUAAAUGCAACAGUUUCACACGGCUUUAAACCUGACCGUGUGCUCACUUUGUUUUUACUUUCAGAUUUAAAGGGGCAGUAAGCGAUUCUAAAGCAAUACGCAUUUUGUAAACAUCAGCGAAUAUUUCCUCACCGUCCGCAAGCUGUCGCUUCAGAGUGUGUGGCGGAAAAAAAUGUGGGUUUUCGACUCAGCCCUGGCUCUGUAAAUCAAAAAACCAAAAAAUGGUCGAGAACUCAAGAGACGUGCUGGCGGGUGGCGCUGCAGCUACGGGGUUUUGGCCACGGUCCGGCCAGAGCAGUGAAAUCACGACGACAGCAACAAAGACAGAAACAAGCUUUCUCCAAGAUCGCUUACUGCCCCUUUAACUGUUAGCUAAAAAUCAACCUGAAUGCAGCCUCAAAGUCAAGGUCUUGCGUCAAAUUUCUAUUUUGGUCCUGACAUCAGUCCAUACAUCUGUCAAUAGAAAUUGUUCUGUGGCGCAACAGAAGUUUGAGACCCCUGGUUUAGAUAAUGUUGCAAAACUGUUUUCCUUGUUUACAGCCUUUGUGAUCAUCUCACCACUCACGUCAGCAUGUUGCAUUCCCGGAUCUCAGUGACUACAUCGGUUGGUGCUGUGGUGUUAUCACUUGAUGAAAACGAUGGCCAAAUCUGAAGAAAAAAAAUAGAGGUGAGACCAACGUUGUUAACCAGCAACAGAAUCAUCCUUUGAGGCCCCAUGAACACAGAACGCAGCCGUCAAGUCCUCAUGGGAGGCAUCAAUGGUGCUGAUGAUUCAUCAGUUCUGGCUCAUUACCAGUUACAGUGUUGCCGUCAUUUAAGGCCAAGGUCAUUUGCACUGCCUGUCGCGUCGCAGCGCCGCGUCCAAGCCGUAUUGUUUUUUGCACAGUGCGACGUCCUUUAAGGGACUACAGGAAGGGAAAGAUGCCCACUCUCUAAACAUUUCUUUAGAACCUGGUCAUACUGUGCACAGUGAACAGACUGAAUUCCUCUCGAUGCGAUUGUAUCAUCCUCCUGUCAGUGGUUUCUUGCUGCCUGGUCUCAUAAACAAAACAAUUUUUCUUUUUCAUUUUUUUUUUUCUAAGUGAACAUCUCUUGCUUUUCUUUUUUUAUCAUAGGUAGUGUGAGCUCCUGGACUGAUUCUUUGUGUCAGUGUAUAAAAGAACUUAUAUACUUAAUGUCAAAUGUGGUAUGCCUGUAUUUUUACACUUCUAAAGUAGUUUUAUUUAUUAGUUUUUCAUCUGGCCUCUGAUCAAGAUGCAAACCUGGAAUAUUGUAUGCUCAUGGCUCUAGCUCACACCAACAAAGACCUGUUCAGGACUUGUGCUUUUCCAAUAAUUUAAUUUAACAAAUGAGGGUAUUUGCAUACGGACUUUGUAAAGUGUUUUAAUAUCAGAUUAAAACGGAGAGAAAGAAAAAAUG
This is a messenger RNA of Scophthalmus maximus (turbot), 4472 nucleotides long. RefSeq names its product glucocorticoid modulatory element binding protein 1 (gene gmeb1). Gene Ontology annotation, molecular function: RNA polymerase II cis-regulatory region sequence-specific DNA binding; DNA-binding transcription activator activity, RNA polymerase II-specific. NCBI's taxonomy places the organism in Eukaryota, Metazoa, Chordata, Actinopteri, Pleuronectiformes, Scophthalmidae. The record is from RefSeq and is a predicted model, not a curated record. The transcript has 10 exons. Gene Ontology annotation, biological process: positive regulation of transcription by RNA polymerase II. Gene Ontology annotation, cellular component: nucleus. Bases 684 to 2492 code for a protein of 602 amino acids.